Protobothrops mucrosquamatus (brown spotted pit viper) is the source of this 1105-nucleotide messenger RNA. RefSeq lists its product as uncharacterized. Gene Ontology annotation, cellular component: Golgi apparatus; plasma membrane. Lineage: Eukaryota; Metazoa; Chordata; Lepidosauria; Squamata; Viperidae. The transcript has 7 exons. The record is from RefSeq and is a predicted model, not a curated record. The coding region runs from base 80 to 1105 and encodes 341 amino acids. Gene Ontology annotation, biological process: activation of protein kinase B activity.
GAUCCACCAGUUUCCAGGAGGUGUUAUUCAAUGGUCAAGAUUUCGCAGAAAUGCUGAUGAAUACCAGAACAAGGAAGAAAUGGCGUUUGGAACAAGUAUCAAUGCUCAGCGUUCCAAGAUCAUGUUUGGGACUCUGCUGAUCAAAAGCAAAGGGUUACGUGCUCCACACUGGCAUUUCAAUGCCAACGAACAGGGUUACCUCUUAAAGGGAACUGCAUGGAUUGGAGUUGUUGAUGCUGGUGGAGAUACAAUAUCUACGUACAAUGUCACGGCAGGACAGAUUAUUUUCUUCCCUCGAAAUACCUUGCAUUGGGUCAAAAAUGUUGGUACAGAAGAGUGUUUGUUCUUGCUGUUUUUUACAACUCAUGAGGAGCUUCAGACUCUAGACCUUGACGAUACAUUUUUCUUGACACCCAAAGACAUUGACGCAAGAUCUCUAAAGCCUCAGGGCGGUAUAGAUUUCAUCCGGUCAUUCCAGAAGCAAGCAGAAGACCAGGCCAUCAAUCUUCCACCCAACCUAGCAGAGCUUGUUCAGAAUGCCAACUAUAACCAGUCUGCAGAUAGGCUUGUAUGGCGGUACUUCUUUGACCUAAAAGGAUCCUCCAAAUUCCGGUUUCCAGGGGGAGUCAUCCAGUGGGCUCGGUAUGUAAAAGAUGGAAAAGGCUUAAAACCCAAUGAAAAUUUUUACAGUGAAUUUCUCCAUUCGAAGGAGGAUGCUCUUACUUUAGCAACACUCCAGAUCUUCAGCAAUGGUUUACGACAACCUCAUUUCCAUUUCAAUGCCAAUGAAAUGGGCUAUGUCAUCAGCGGCUGCGGAAAGGUGGGUGUUAUUGUUUCAUCUACUCUUUCUACUGACUUUAGCAUUGAUGUUGGAGAUGUUGUGUUCUUCCCAGUUGGAACCCAACACUACAUCAAGAGCACCUGUGAUGAGGACUUGCUUCUCAUUUUGGCAUUCAGCACCAACAACCAGCUGCAAACUCUAGAUAUGGAUGACUAUUUCCAUGCAACAGCAGACCAUAUAUUAGCCCAGCUGUUCUUCAAAAAGCAAGCUGAAUUUAAGAAGAUCCCAAGGUUCAAAGAGGAUCAGGCAAUUAAUCUACCAUAG